Debaryomyces fabryi is the source of this 540-nucleotide messenger RNA. RefSeq lists its product as uncharacterized. The transcript has a single exon. NCBI's taxonomy places the organism in Eukaryota, Fungi, Ascomycota, Pichiomycetes, Serinales, Debaryomycetaceae. The record is from RefSeq and is a predicted model, not a curated record. The coding region runs from base 1 to 540 and encodes 179 amino acids.
AUGAAAGAGCUCAGUAAGUUAUCACAUUAUUCAUCAGAAAAUCAACAGGUUAUAGAGAAUUUGAAACAUGAAUUAACUAGCAUGAAAUCGGAAGUGCAACAACUAACUGCGGAGAACAAGCUUAUCAGUAAUAAGCAUGCAAAGUCUAUCGAAGAAUUGAAAACUUACAAAUAUAAAUUCAAGACGUUAAAUAACUCAUGGUCCCAAAAAUUCGAUAAGAUAAUGAAGUCCAAAGACCAAGGUCUUGUAAAAUUGAAAUCUGAAUUGAAUGCUAAAAAUGGAAGUUCUGAUGGAUUCGCUCGGGAAUUCCUGGGAUCUGAUAUAUUUGAAGAUAAACCUCGUUCUACUUCUCUAACGAAACCUACCAAUAAGAGCAACCCUUUGCAACCUUCCAAUAUAUCUAAGCUCGAAAACCAGACAAAUAAGACUUUCAGUUCUGACAAGAGUACCCACAUAAAUAAGAUCAAUAACCUGAGUAAAGUCAAAAAAUCCAAGAAAAAGAAGCACAGUAAGAACACUAAUAAAUUACAACCUAUAUAA